Prosopis cineraria is the source of this 2592-nucleotide messenger RNA. RefSeq lists its product as uncharacterized. The transcript has a single exon. The record is from RefSeq and is a predicted model, not a curated record. NCBI's taxonomy places the organism in Eukaryota, Viridiplantae, Streptophyta, Magnoliopsida, Fabales, Fabaceae. The coding region runs from base 1712 to 2500 and encodes 262 amino acids.
UUGGUAUAAAGUAUUAAAUUUUGUGAGAUUAGGAAUGGGAUUGGUAAUGAGAUUGAAACUGAAAAUAAGGAUUUAAAUUCAUAUUUGGUUUGUGAGAUUAAAAAAAAAAAAAGGCAACAAAAACUAGCUACAAGACUCAACUAGUCUCAUCUUUCUCCUUCUUGGCUUCAACUUGUGUCUGCUCUAUCUUCCUCCUUCUUAGCUUCAUUCCUCACGCCCACAAUCUCUCUUUCACACCCACGUUUGUGCUUGGUGCCAUUGCAACUGUCCUUUACUUGAGUCUUUGUGUCAGCGAUGGUGGCCAACAAGUAGUUUAGAUCUGGGUGAAACAUUUAGGCUCGCGACUCCAUAUCUCUAGAUCUGCUAGUUCUAGUGUUGCCUUUCUUCUUCAUCUUCCUAGUUCCAGUGUCGUUGUUGUGCCUGUGGGAAGCACGAUGGAGGAGACCAGCGGAUGGUAGUGGCAGAGAUGUGAGAGGCAAGGGGUGGAGGGUAGAGGGAGAGACGACAGAGACGGGAGAGAUGGAGGGUAUUUUUGUCAAAAAAUAAUCAAUCCCAAGAUUGAUUUUCCGGUACCAAGAGGUGGGUGGUAUUGGGUAAUCCCACCUAGAUAAGUUUGGGCUUGGGAUUAAAAUCCUUAUUCCCUCAUUCUAAACAUAAAAACUUGGAAUUAAUCAGUGCUAAUGCCAAUUCUACUCCCUCAUUCCUUUGUACCAAAUAGGGUUGUGUUGAGGGACUAUGAAUCAUUUAUGCUUUGUUUUAGCUAACAUAUGGUCUAAAAUCUAUUCAAUCAAAGCCUUUGAAUUAGAUUGUAACACAAUGCAAGAGAAACCCAAAUCCCUCAUGAAAUUAAGGCUUUUUAGAAUAGCCCACUCCUCAGCGUCUUGAGCAUUGCAAUGGCCUAUAAAAUUUGCAAAACCAGCAAUCCAACUCCCAUGACAAUCUCGAAUUAAGCCUACAUAAUUAUUCUUUGGUGACAUUGCUCCCUCAACAUUUAGCUUUACCCACUGGGACAGAGGAGGAUGCCAUGUAGAAGCUUUAUAUAAACUAACUGUUAUCCAUUUUCAAAGGAUCAGGGCAUAUAGUAAAAUUCUUCUUAACAUUCAUAAUAACAAUCAACGUUAGGAUUAGCACUCAAAUUCUUCUUCAAAUUCAAUGAAACCCAAUCAGAUAAUAGAGAAGCAGUAAAGAACUGAAUUCUAAAUCUAGGACGAAGAUAUUUCAACCAUACCUGAGAAGUAUAACCACAACCUCUAAGGAUGUGAAGAACAUUUUAUACUUCCUUUUGACUCCUCCAAUCACUAUUGGCAAUUUAUUAUGAAAAACCAUCCAAAUGAAGAUUCUUUUGGCUCCUCUCCACUUCCAAAUGGACUCAUAAACAUGGCCGUGAUUAGUGAUUGCAGGCUUUUCUAUUGCAAAACAAGCAGUUAAAAAACAAAAAAAAAGUAAAAGUUGAGAUAUUGUAUAUGGCAAACUUAAAAUAAUUGGGCCUAAUGUAAUCCAAAAAAAAAUUGGGCUUAAUUGCGGCUUAUGGGCCCACCUUGUACGGGCCUAAGACUAAGAGUGGCAAGUCCCGAUAAAACUUGAAAAGAGUGACUAUUUCCGUUAGUAUAAGUUUGAAGCGAAGUGAGGCAAGCUAAAAACCCGCCAAAACGAAACUGAAGUCAAGAAAACUACCUUCUCAGUCUUCAAGAAGCUCUCGAUCUCGCCCUCAAUGGCGUCUAAUCUGCCUCCGCAAUGGGUUGUCUUCAUACUCACCGGAAUACUCUUUCUUGCUAGUUCCGUCAACUCCAUCCCUACUGAGGAAUUAGAUUCCAUGCUUGACACUCUACGGAUUCGAGGUUACGAGCUCUUCUGCAACGCUAUUGUCACCUCCGACCUCCAAAUAGAGAUUCUCUACGGCAAAAACGACACCAGAAGCCACCGUUCCUUCACCUUCUUCGCUCCCAUGGAUUCUUCCCUGUUCGCCCUUGACAUGACCCAAUCGGCGACGUCUUACAUUGACACCCUCCGCUUCCACAUUGUCCCUCGCCGUCUCUCUAUCACCAAUCUACUCGGACUCCCAGCCGGUUUUUCUCUCCCCACCCUCCUGUUUCGUCGUUACCUCAAUGUUACCCAAAGCCCAGAUCGGUCUCCGUUGGCGGUGUCGAUGUCACUUUUCCCGGUCUAUUCUAUGGACGCCAUGUCGCCGUUCACGGCCUUAAUGGCAUUAUCAGUCUUCGAUCGAAUACAGCCACUGAAACUGUCUCUGGUUUUCAAGUUGGUUUUCCUAAUCGUCGGUCUUCUCCUCCAAGAAGUGGUUUCAGUUCCUCGGAGAGUCAUUCGGUUAUGGCUCCGCGUCCGACCGCCCGCCCUCCAGGGGAGAAUAUUCCUCCAGUUAAUAGAAAGGCUCACGCUCCUGCCCGUGAACCCGCUAAUGCUGAUAGCCAUUUUCAAGCGGCGUCGCCGUUUCAUCGAGCGAUUCAUCCUCCAGAAUCUGACGAAUUGGAUCCUCUGGAAAUGAUUCAUGUCCCGGAACACAGCCGUUCCCACGCUGCUUCGCCGUUUAAUCAAGCGGCUUAUCCACCGAAACCUCAUGAACCGAAUUCUCUAGAU